AUGACUGUAGAGUAUGCUAAGGAUCAGCCUGAGGGCUUCACCAACCGCAUUGAGAAGGUUGCUAUCGUGGGGGCUGGCGGUCAGAUAGGGAGUGUCCUGACCGAGCACUUGCUCAAGAAUGGGAAGCAUACCUUAACAGCCAUAACGCGACCUAACAGCACCAAAAAGCUUCCCGAAGGCCUCCGAGUUGCUCGUGUCGACUAUAGUGGCGAUGACGACACCGAACUUGUAGAAGCGCUUUGUGGGCAGCAGGUCUUGAUCAUUUCUAUGUCGGUCCAUGCUCCAAGGGAUAGUGUUAGCAAGCUUGUACGCGCAGCCGCCAAGGCCGGUGUACCGUACAUCCUACCCAACUGGUUCGGACACGACGCUGCCAACGACACGCUAUGCGAAGAUAGCAUGCUAAAGGCCUCGCGGGACAGUAUUACCUCUGAGAUCAAAAGCCUUGGCGUCAGCUCAUACAUCCUUCUCGUGUGCAACUUCUGGUACGAGUUCAGCCUAGGCGGCGGACCCGACCGCUUCGGAUUUGAUUUUAACAAGCGCACGCUUGUCGAGUUCGGGGACGGCACGGUGCCCAUCCGCACGAGCACAUGGCCGCAGUGCGGGCGGGCCGUCGCCGCGCUUCUCAGUUUCAAGGAGCUCCCGGAUGACGAGGCGGAUACGUCGCCUACGCUAUCGCGGUUCCGCAACGGCUGUGUGUAUGUCUCAAGUUUCCGCCUCGCCCAGCGCGAUAUGUUCGAGAGCGUGAAGCGCGUCACCCGCACUGCUGAUGCUGAUUGGACUGUUACCCGUGAAUCUGCCGAGGAGCGCUGGGGGCAGGGCAGGGCAGCUCUGCAGGAGGGGAACUGGAAGCUCUUUACUAAGAUGCUGUAUAGCCGUAUGUUCUUCCAAAACGGUGACGGUGAAUACAAAGGGGAGCUCCAUAAUGACUUGCUUGGUUUGCCUGUCGAGGACUUAGAUGAGGCUACGGCCGUGGGCGUCCGGAUGGGGAAAAGUGGCGAGGUGCCGUUUUCGCAUUAA
This is a messenger RNA of Daldinia childiae, 1017 nucleotides long. RefSeq lists its product as uncharacterized. NCBI's taxonomy places the organism in Eukaryota, Fungi, Ascomycota, Sordariomycetes, Xylariales, Hypoxylaceae. The coding region runs from base 1 to 1017 and encodes 338 amino acids. The transcript is spliced from 3 exons. The record is from RefSeq and is a predicted model, not a curated record.